GGAAAUUGUCAGCAGUGUUUUUGUUGCUAGUGGGGACUGUUGUGUUUUGAAAAUGGCGACGCCUCGUCGCUCCUCUCAGCAGCAGCAGCCGAACUCCCUGCUGUCCUCCCCGCCCCGCGGCUCUUCUCUCCCCGCCACUCCGCCUGGCUCUCCGCCUGCACCGACCAACGAUGCCACCUCGCUUUCCAGCAGAGCCGCGAUGGAUAACAAGGCUGACGGCGAGGCAACCCCUUCUUCUCCCACCACCACCUCCCCAGCUCUGGCCCUCACCGCCAGCAGCAGCAGCAGCACUAGCAGCAACGCUAGCUCCCCGACCGCCACCGAGUGUAGCGGGACCAGCCCUGUCUCUACGCCCGACUCGGGCAGCGGUGACGCGGCCAGCAGCAGCAGUAGCAGCAGCAGCAGCGGAGGCGGUGGGGGUGCAAACGGGGCUUUCAGGGACCUGUUUGAAGCCUGUCGAAACGGGGAUGUUUCGAGGGUGAAGAAAGUCGUGGAUGUGCUGAACGUGAAUGCCAAAGACAUGGCAGGACGCAAAUCGACACCCUUACAUUUCGCUGCAGGUUUUGGGCGGAGAGAUGUGGUGGACCACCUGCUUCAGACAGGCGCUAACGUGCAUGCACGGGAUGAUGGGGGUCUGAUCCCGCUUCACAACGCCUGCUCAUUUGGACACUCCGAGGUGGUGUCCUUGUUGCUGUGUCAGGGGGCCGACCCUAAUGCUCGAGAUAACUGGAACUACACGCCACUCCAUGAAGCUGCCAUCAAGGGCAAGAUAGACGUCUGUAUAGUGUUGCUGCAGCAUGGAGCCGACCCCAACAUCCGCAACACCGACGGCAAGUCCGCCCUGGACCUGGCUGAACCCUCCGCCAAGGCCGUGCUCACAGGUGAAUACAAGAAGGAUGAGCUGCUGGAGGCUGCGAGGAGUGGAAACGAGGAGAAGCUAAUGGCCUUGCUCACUCCGCUCAACGUCAACUGCCACGCAAGCGACGGCCGCAAGUCCACUCCACUCCACCUGGCAGCAGGAUACAACAGGGUGAGGAUAGUUCAGCUGUUACUACAGCACGGCGCAGAUGUCCACGCCAAGGACAAGGGUGGUCUGGUGCCUCUACACAAUGCCUGCUCCUAUGGACACUAUGAAGUUACUGAGCUGCUGCUAAAGCAUGGAGCCUGUGUGAACGCCAUGGAUCUGUGGCAGUUUACCCCACUCCAUGAAGCGGCGUCUAAAAACAGAGUGGAGGUCUGCUCUCUGCUGCUGAGCCACGGGGCUGACCCGACCCUGCUCAACUGCCACAGCAAGAGCUCCGUGGACAUGGCGCCCACUCCCGAGCUGAAGGAAAGACUGACAUAUGAGUUUAAGGGCCACUCGCUGCUCCAAGCUGCUCGCGAAGCUGACAUGGCCAAGGCUAAGAAGACCCUGGCACUGGAGAUCAUUAACUUCAAACACCCGCACACACACGAGACUGCGCUGCAUUGCGCGGUAGCCUCGCCGCACCCCAAGAGGAAACAGGUGACAGAGCUGCUGUUGAGGAAAGGGGCCAAUGUAAACGAGAAGAAUAAAGAUUUCAUGACUCCUCUUCAUGUGGCAGCAGAACGUGCUCAUAAUGACAUUAUGGAGGUGCUACAGAAGCAUGGUGCCAAGGUGAACGCCGUGGACACGCUGGGUCAGACGGCGUUGCACCGUGCGGCGAUGGCAGGCCACCUUCAGACCUGCAGGCUGUUGCUAGGAUACGGGGCAGACGCCUCGCUGGUGUCACUGCAGGGCUUCACUGCUGCUCAAAUGGGAAAUGAAGCUGUUCAGCAAAUACUCAACGAGAACGUCCCGGUGAGGAACUCAGACGUGGACUACAGACUUCUGGAAGCUGCGAAGGCCGGAGACCUGGACACUGUCAAGACGUUGUGUACUGCUCAGAAUGUGAAUUGCAGAGAUCUGGAGGGAAGACACUCCACUCCUCUUCACUUUGCUGCCGGCUACAAUCGAGUGUCGGUGGUGGAGUAUCUGUUGCACCACGGGGCCGACGUGCAUGCCAAGGACAAAGGUGGCCUGGUCCCCCUCCACAACGCCUGCUCGUACGGUCACUACGAAGUGGCCGAGCUGCUGGUCAGACACGGAGCCUCAGUCAACGUGGCCGACUUGUGGAAGUUCACGCCGCUCCAUGAAGCCGCUGCCAAGGGCAAAUACGAGAUCUGCAAACUGCUGCUGAAGCACGGCGCGGACCCCACCAAGAAGAACCGAGACGGGAACACGCCUCUGGACCUGGUGAAGGACGGGGACACAGACAUCCAGGACCUGCUGAGAGGAGACGCUGCGCUGCUGGAUGCCGCUAAGAAAGGCUGCCUGGCCCGGGUGCAAAAGCUAUGUAGCCCCGACAACAUUAACUGCCGGGAUACGCAGGGACGCAACUCGACACCUCUGCACCUUGCAGCCGGCUAUAACAACCUGGAGGUAGCAGAGUAUCUGUUGGAACAUGGAGCUGAUGUGAAUGCACAGGACAAAGGAGGGCUGAUACCUUUACACAAUGCUGCUUCAUACGGGCACGUGGACAUAGCCGCCCUGCUGAUCAAGUUCAACACGUGCGUCAACGCCACAGACAAGUGGGCGUUUACUCCCCUCCACGAAGCGGCCCAGAAGGGACGGACCCAGCUCUGCGCUCUGCUGUUGGCCCAUGGAGCUGAUCCCACCAUGAAGAACCAGGAGGGACAGACACCACUUGACUUGGCAACGGCUGAUGACAUAAGAGCGUUGUUGAUUGACGCCAUGCCACCAGAUGCCCUGCCCAGCUGUUUAAAACCCCAGGCCACUGUGGUGAGUGCAAGUGUGGCGAGUACAGGUGCGGCAGGGGGCGUGGUCAUCUCUCCCUCCCUAUCUCCAUCCUGCCUGUCUGCAGCCAGCAGCAUAGACAACCUAACCACGGCCCUCGGUGACAUCACCGUGGGCGGGGCCACCAGUCCUGCAGACGGAGCGUCUGGGUCUGACAGGAAGGAAGGAGAAAGUACAUACACUCUGCUCGACAUGACCAUCAACCAGUUCUUGAAGAGUCUAGGGCUGGAACACCUCAGAGAUAUCUUCCAGCGGGAACAGAUUUCGCUGGAUGUGCUGGCAGACAUGGGUCACGAGGAGCUGAAAGAGAUUGGCAUCAAUGCUUACGGUCACAGACACAAACUCAUCAAAGGCAUCGAGCGGCUGCUGGGAGGCCAGCAAGGUGCAAACCCAUACCUGACGUUCCACUGCUCCAGUCAGGGCACCGUGCUGAUCGACCUGGCACCGGACGACAAGGAGUUCCAGUCUGUGGAGGAGGAACUGCAGAGCACCAUCAGAGAACAUCGCGAUGGAGGCAACGCAGGUGGAGUCUUCAGCCGGUACAACAUCAUUAAGAUUCAGAAGGUGGUGAACAAGAAGCUACGGGAGAGAUACGCACACAGACAAAAGGAAAUAGCAGACGAGAAUCACAACCAUCACAACGAGCGAAUGCUCUUUCACGGUUCUCCCUUCAUCAAUGCCAUCAUCCAUAAGGGCUUUGACGAGCGACACGCCUACAUCGGCGGCAUGUUUGGCGCCGGGAUCUAUUUUGCUGAGAACUCCUCCAAAAGCAACCAGUACGUGUAUGGGAUUGGUGGAGGCACAGGAUGUCCCACACACAAAGACCGCUCCUGCUACGUGUGCCACAGGCAGAUGCUAUUCUGCAGAGUGACGCUGGGUAAGUCGUUUCUUCAGUUCAGUGCGAUGAAAAUGGCUCACGCCCCCCCGGGACACCACUCAGUUAUAGGACGACCCAGUGUGAACGGACUGGCGUACGCAGAGUACGUCAUCUACAGAGGGGAGCAGGCUUACCCAGAAUACUUGAUCACCUACCAGAUUGUAAAGCCAGAGAGUCUGGCCGCACCGGCUGCCCCGUCUGAGCAGAAGUCCUAAAACGCACUCACAGCUGGAUCCCAGGAAGGCCAGUGCAAUGGACCAGAGCCACUCUCUGAGAGAACUGAACUAGAGGGUGUUUCAAACCUCACAUCCAAAAUUAAAGUCUCCAGAGUUAAACUUGAGGUGGGCAGUGAUCAGACGACCCUUGGAGUCAGACCUGGAUGUGUCUAAACAGAAGAAGGAAAGGAGGAGGAGUUUCUGGGUGUGAUACAUGCUCAGUCCAAAGCAGCAGACAGCAAAAUCUAUCACAUUCUUUAAUUAACUGGGUCUAAUUUUGCGGGAGAAAAUGCAAAUGGUUUGGUCAACGUUUCUGGAGGUCCACCAGUAAUCUUCUUUUUUUAAAUUUGCAGGCCUCUGGCUUGAUCCUAAAAACCAUUAAGAAAGCAAUUACAACAGGACACAGUCCAAAGCAAAACAAACAUCCCUGAUUUUGCACACUGCUGAUGUACUGUAAUCCACCCCCAGUUUUUAAAUGUGUUGUUUUGAUAUUGUGUCCUCUUUCAACUUUGUGCAUCAUCCGCAGCAACAAAACAACACCCUGAGGCCACUUCCAGAAACAGCGAUUGUCGUGCUGAGAGAACAGAAAUCCAGUACAUUUUGUGUUUCAACUUGUCAUAUUUCUACCAAUGAGACUCAUUCAGACUCAAAACAACACACAGUUCUCUGUCGUCUGACAUCUUUUCUGCUGUAAGCAAAGAAGAAAUUACAAAACAAGUGUGAGCAGGGAGAAGUAAAAAAAAGAUUACAGUGGACAAAAACCCAGAAGUCAAUAAAGGACAAAACAAACAGACCACGACCCCCGGCUGCAGACUUUCCACUACAGUCCAUGUACACCGGGACCAUCUUCUAACCUACGUCCAGCAGUCCAACCACACCUCAAAACAGAGGACAGCUGCUGCAAGCUAAACCUCCAGACCAAGAAGUUUUCCACACAGAAAAACGUCAUUUAAAAAUAAUGUUUACUUGGCCGUAAAAGCACCUUUUAGGCAGAGCCGAGUUGUGACAAGGCAGCAACCUGAGACAUCCUGUCAAUCAAGCCAACAUGCCCUGAACAUACUGCUUUCUCUGCCUUAAUUUUCUGGAAAUUAUUCCCAGGUACAAUUUUAAAAGCUGACUUUGUAUUGACUAAAAAUGAUUUUGUUUUCCAAUUCAAUCUAAUACUGUGUUUUGGAGUCCGUAUCCAGCGGACAUUAUAUGAACUACAUCUUCCACAUGGACAGUCAAACAUUGUGGUUCCUGCUUAUUUCAGCUCAGAUUCAAACUCAGUCUCUCACCAGAACCAGGAGGGCCACAAGAGACCAGACUGUGACAAUGUCAGAUGUACAAACACAUACACACUGCACACACACUUCAGACACAACCUUUCCUUCACUAAAAGCUGCACAUGGGAACUCAAAACUACAACAGCGUGGAGAGUUUGAAUCAAAACCGAGAAAUGUCGUCAGGCGAUUUCACUAAACUGCAAACAGCAAGUUUACCAACCCAGCUAGUACGUCAUCCUUUAUUCCAAAAGUACAGAGAUACAAGAUAAAAACAUUAAGUCAAGCUUGCUGUCCAUUUUCUUUUUGUUACAUCUUCUCCUUUGGUGUGAGAAGUGACUGUUGAGGGUUUAAUUUGGAAAAUAAUUCUCUUUGAACUUGUGAUUAAUCCAGAUCUUGUCACCACAUUAUAUGACAUGACUUUCUGAUACACCUGUGUGCCACUCAACACAUCUGGAGCGUCUUUUUGUUUCAGCGUUUUCAUGUCUCUCACAUGGACCCACAUUACCCUGUUUACAUGAACCUGCUGCCUUCUUGCCCUUUUCCUCUCUACCUGUAACUGCUGAUGCCCCCUAGUGGUGCAACGGAGGAAUUGCUGGCUUGUAGUAUUCUGUUGAAAACAAAUAUACUGUAUAUCAGGAAGGCAUUUAUGUUGGGACUCAUUUCUAAACAGUGCUACUUGUAUUUUCUGAACACUAUUCCAUUUUUGUUUUCGUCCUUGUAUGUUUCUUUAUUUUUAGUUCAUCUUUAUACUCCUGAGUUUACAGUGGUCAAUAUCUUAGCAAGCCAUUCAGCGGGCUGGUCACAGGCUUCAACAAGAUAUUUAUAUAAGCAGAGAUCUGCUCGUUGAUGAUGACGAAGAGGAUAAUGGAUAUGUUAUAUUUAAAGAUGCUUUCACAUUUCUGUUUGUAUUAACCAUUUGAAGUGACACUAACAUGUACGACAAACCUCAUAACAGCAAGAUUAGCAAACUCCGUACGCUUGAACUGUUCGUUUUUUUUACUAUACUGACCAUGUUUUUUCUGUUGAUUGCUUAUUAUUAAUGACACUGUACAUCACAUGGGACCACACAAGUGUUGUUUCUUUCAUGUCCAUCACGUCCAGUCCAGUCAAGCAGUGCUGAGGUCUUUGAAAGUCUUUGAAACUGCAAUGGAAAGGGAAAUGGCCUCAACAGUUAUUGAGAAUGGAUAGAUUGCUUUUAAAAAUCACUUGGAAACACAGUACGAUAUGUUUACCCAACUCUAGGCAGCAGCAAAAGAGAGAUAGUUAAGAUCAAUUACAAGAUCAAAAGAUUUUUAGACAUCUGUGAGGGAUCGGACAGUUCAAUCUGACAAAGCUGCUCUGAUAUUUCUUUUCACUUCAUCCUGACAGUUAGCAUUACAGCGUCUGUCAGUCACAUUACAGCUAUUCACUAAGGUGAAGAUGAAGUUGGUCUGAGCCAAACACACAAUACAAUACAAUCAAUGUUAAGUGUGAACUGAGCCUAAAAUCUGUUAACCGGUAACUCAAAAAUAAAAUCGCCCCCGAGAAUAUUAAACAAAAAUGUUGUCCGACUAUUUUCAAGCUGGGAAAUGUUCACACCAACCUUUCCCCCCCCCCAGUUUUGCAGCCCAUACGUUUCAUAGCAAUAGUUCAUCCCAAAACCAAUGAAUGGAAAUUUGAACAGCAGAACAUUUCAGAAAAGUACAAAGUGAUUCAUUGCAAUAGAACGGAAAUUAACUAAACAUUAAAAUGAAUAGUAAACGGGAUAACAACUGAUGACUAAACUAAGAAUGAGAAACUUUAAGUGUAAUGGGAAAAGGGAACAUAAAAACGUUGCAGAGCUGGGACAGAGUUAACAUGUACACAGCAUAUUGCCAUAUGUAAAAGUGACUGAGUUGACUUGCCUGAUAGACAUACUUCUUAUUAUUUUCUUGUCUAUUCAAUUAUUGUUUUUUCCUCAAGUAUAUUUUUUGGCAUUUCACAAAUUUCAAAAAUCAAGUUUAAAGACAGUUGUUGAGAUACUGGACAGAAUGACCCGUGUUGUCCCUGAUCAGAGUCGGCACUAUGACAAAGGUUUGAGAUAAAGCUUGGCUCUCUUGGCAGAUACAGAGCAGGUGGAGUUUAUGGUGUUGACCGCAUUAAGAUCAGCAGCACUGUAUGAGUUAUUAGCAGAGAGCCCUGGGCUUUGUUUUACAUGAGACUGUAAAUAAACUAACUCCAGAUGGGCCUUUUAACGGGUCUUUUAUGGAUGAUGUUGAGUUCAUUUUCACUCACUUCUUUUCCUUUGAAAGACUUUUCAAAGACUUUUUUUAUGUGAUAACUAUUUGAAUUGUGUUUAAGCUGGCCUGUCUCUACUUAUCUGUCUCAAGGGCCAGUUAGCCAUCUUGUUGUAAAUAGUUUGGAUGGGUGUGUGUGUGUGCGUGCGUGCGAGCGAGCGAGCGUGUGUCUUCAAUCAAUCCAUGCCUCCUCUUCUGACCUGCCUUCUAUCAAAAAGCCACCAGUUUAAUUAACACAUUUCCUCAUCAGUAAUGUUUGACCUCCUGUUGUACAGACGGUUGUACAGAGCUGCUGACCAGCUAACAUGUGGAAGAGAAAACUCCUCACUCUUGUACAGAAGAAAAUCUUAAUAAAAAGAACUUAAC
Molecule: messenger RNA, 7793 nt
Organism: Cottoperca gobio
Lineage: Eukaryota; Metazoa; Chordata; Actinopteri; Perciformes; Bovichtidae
Gene: tnksa
Product: tankyrase, TRF1-interacting ankyrin-related ADP-ribose polymerase a
Exons: 29
Coding region: 53-3907 (1284 amino acids)
Molecular function (GO): NAD+ poly-ADP-ribosyltransferase activity; protein binding
Source: RefSeq, a predicted model, not a curated record